GCAGUUGAUUUCCUGUUGCCUGCUUUUGAGUUAUUGUUUCUUUUAGAAUCGCAGAAUAUUAGGAUGUUAAAAAAAAAAGUCCGUAGGAAAGGCAACAGCUUAAGUUUUUCUACAGAACUGUAAAAUGAAUGGGGAAGUUCGUGACGUAUUACGGGGAAAAAAAAGGCAGUUACAAUUAGUAUUAGUAGCCGCGUGUUGUGUAACAAGUUGGGGACGUGGUGAAGAAAAAGUGACUUUAUGUCCUCGAAUUUAGUCAUGCAGAGUGAAAAAGACACUUAAAAUAAUUUCAUAUAAUUUACAGUUGUAAAAAGUCUCUGUGAAAGGAAUACCAGGUGCUAUGAGAACAUAAGGGACUAAUAAUAGUGCGUAGAGUUGAAGAACGUAAACACUAAUUUUGAUUUUACAGGGCAGUAGGUGAAGGGAUAGAAAAGAUCAGAGAAUGGCCUGAAACUGAUCCAUAAUGGCUACCCUGAUCUUUGUUGAUAAGGAAAAUGGAGAACCGGGCACCCGUGUGGCUCCCAAGGACGGGCAGAAGCUGCGGUCUAAGCCUCCAGUCAAAACUUUAGAUGGGAGAUCUCAGGUUUCAACACCACGUGUAGGCAAAAUGUUUGAUGCUCAAGCAACCUUGCCUAAAGUUACCAGAAAGGCUUUGGGAACUGUCAACAGAGCCACCGAAAAUUCAGUAAAGAACAAUGGACCUCUCAAACAGAAGCAGCCAAACUUCUCUGCCAAAAAGGUAACUGAGAAGACUGUCAAAGCAAAAAACACUGUUCCAGCCUCGGAUGACACCUAUCCUGAAAUAGAAAAAUUCAUUCCCUUCAAUCCUUUAGAUUUUGAGAGUUUUGACCUGCCUGAAGAGCACCAGAUUGCACACCUCCCCUUGAAUGGAGUGCCUCUCAUGAUCCUUGAUGAGGAGAGGGAACUUGAAAAGCUGUUACACCUGGGCCCCCCUUCACCUCUGAAGAUGCCCUCUCAACCAUGGGAGUCUAAUCUGUUGCAGUCUCCAAGCGUUCUGUCGACCCUGGAUGUUGAAUUGCCACCUGUUUGCUAUGACUUAGAUAUUUAAAUUUCUUAGCACUUAAUAGUUUGUAUGUUUUGUAUUAAUAAAGAAAUUCUUUAAUAGACUCUUCCUAA
Molecule: messenger RNA, 1134 nt
Organism: Prionailurus viverrinus (fishing cat)
Lineage: Eukaryota; Metazoa; Chordata; Mammalia; Carnivora; Felidae
Gene: PTTG1
Product: PTTG1 regulator of sister chromatid separation, securin
Exons: 7
Coding region: 461-1066 (201 amino acids)
Biological process (GO): chromosome organization
Cellular component (GO): cytoplasm; nucleus
Source: RefSeq, a predicted model, not a curated record